GGAAGCGGAAGUGGCGGCGCGGGUCCUGGCGCCGUUGCCGAGCGCCGGGCGGAGGCGCGGGCCCGCGGUGGCGGCUGCGUCCCGUCGCUAUGAGCGCGGCCGGGUUGGUGUCUGCCACGCCGCCGGCCCCCGCUCCGCCUGGGGCGCCCGCCAGCGCCAUGCCCCCCGGCCCCGAGUACUACGAGGAGGAGGACCUGGAGAGCGCGGAGGAGGAGGACGGCGAGCGGAGCGCUCGGGCCCGCGAUUCCGAUGAGGAUACUGAGGAUGCCAGUGAAACAGACCUGGCAAAACAUGAGGAAGAGGACUUUGUAGAAAUGAAAGAACAGAUGUAUCAGGACAAACUGGCAUCUCUUAAGAGGCAGUUACAACAAUUGCAGGAAGGUACUCUUCAGGAAUAUCAGAAAAGAAUGAAAAAGUUGGACCAGCAGUACAAAGAAAGGAUACGAAAUGCAGAACUCUUCCUCCAGCUGGAAACAGAUCAGGUGGAAAAAAAUUACGUCAAGGAAAAAAAGGCAGCAGCAAAGGAAUUUGAAGAUAAGAAAAUUGAGCUUAAGGAAAAUUUGAUUGCAGAGUUGGAAGAGAAAAAGAAGAUGAUUGAGAAUGAAAAGCUAACCAUGGAAUUAACAGGAGAUUCAAUGGAAGUGAAGCCUAUUAUGACAAGGAAACUGAGGCGACGACCAAAUGAUCCAGUUCCUAUCCCAGACAAGAGGAGGAAACCUGCACCUGCUCAGCUAAAUUAUUUGUUGACUGAUGAGCAAAUAAUGGAGGACCUGAGAACGCUGAAUAAGCUUAAAUCACCCAAGAGACCAGCCUCUCCCUCUUCUCCCGAACACCUCCCAGCUACACCAGCAGAGUCUCCAGCACAGCGCUUUGAAGCCCGGAUAGAAGAUGGAAAACUCUACUAUGAUAAGAGAUGGUACCACAAGAGCCAGGCUAUUUACCUGGAGUCUAAAGAGAACACUAAGAUCAGCUGUGUGAUCAGUUCUGUGGGCGCCAAUGAGAUCUGGGUGAGGAAAACCAGUGACAGCACAAAGAUGAGAAUCUAUCUGGGACAGCUGCAGCGAGGUGUUUUUGUGAUUCGUCGACGAUCAGCUGCCUGACUGUAUGCUCUUCCUUGGUCUUUUUUUUUUUUUUUUUUUUUUUUUUUAAAACUGAUAGACAAACCUCUAACAGAGAAUGGCAGUCUGUUCACUCAUCUUAGCGGCAGAGAACACUUGUCAUGACCUCUUAACGAGACAGUUUGUGGCUGGCCACAUAAUCCCCAGUAGUCCUUAAAUCUUUAGUGAUACCCAAGCACUGCCCUGGACUAUUUCUGGAUUCUGCAUCAAGCUUCCAUAUGCUUUCUUUAUAUUUUGGGUGACUAUUUAAGAAGACUUUGCGUCAUACUUUUUUCAUCAUUGUUCUAUGAUGCAUAGAUGGGACUCAUAUGUUGAAAACAACGUAACAUUUAUGUUUUGAAUCAGACCAAUGGAAAAAGCUUUGCUUGUCAAGACCUGAGGUUAUUCGUUCUUUUUAGUAUUGUUUUCCUGUGAGGCUCAGGAUGUGGGCAAAAAGGAAUUGUUUUUGCCAGGUUUCGGCUGCAGCUGAGAGGUGCGUCUGUAAUACCUGGUUUAUGACAUCGGCUUUAUUGGAUAAACUCUUUAAAGCCUUGAGCACUGAGGCUUUUUUAAGAAAGUGUGAACAGCUUAGAAACUGCUGAGAAUCCAGUUGAUUUUAAUGUAGUUAAGCAGUCACGCGUGGUUAAUCAGAAGCUUCCGUUUCUCUUGACAUUAAAAACCCCUUCAAUGAACAAGCAAGGAGUAUGUCUAUUUGCUGAAGUCAAUUACCUAAAAUAGGCAGAUGAGUAUAAACCAAAGGUUUAAUUAACUGGACUUUCCAGAUAGUGAGAAUGUAUGUAUGAGUAUAAUCACUCAUAUGUAGGCAGACAAAAGGUAAAUUUCACUCCUUACUGAUGUUUAGAGUAACAGAUUAUGCUGGAAUCCUGCUGACAGAAGAUACUGGGUCUUUUCUAUCUUCCAUAGAAGUCUGGUACAAAGUAGAAAGCAGCAUUGAGGUGAUCUUAGUAUGUAGCUGAGACUUUCAUUCCCUAAAAUGUCGUGUGAAGGCUUCCCUUUGAAGGGUAUUUUAAUUACUGGAGAUAACAGUGGGUUUCUACACUUGCCCUCCAAUAGCACAAGUGAAAAUGUUCAAGUAAUGUACUCCCAAAAUGUUUAAAGAUCUGACUCUGGCAGUCCUUUAUUAUUACCAAGCUUUUUCUGAUGGCUGAAACCACCAAUGCCAUCUGUGACUGCAUUGGCAUGAGCUACACUGCGCUGGCAGUGCUGUCAGAUCUUAGCGUUUUGUGCAAAAAAACAUUGUGCUCAUUUUGAUUACUGGACAAAAAGUAACAAUUUCUGCCUUUAUAGUAUUUGUCACUUUGAGGCAUUUUUUGGUUUUGCUUUUGAACGACCUCCUUGUUGAGCAUCGGUUGGGUCUUUCUUUCAUCUCUGGAUAAGUGGAGUAUUUUAAAUGACUGUUUCCAUUUCUUUUACUUUACUGCAGUUGGGUGGCAGUCACAUCCCAAUAACUGAUGUGUGUACGCUGAUCUGGUGUGAGGUGUUAUGGCUGAGUUUCUGGGGUGUUGCCUCUGUGGCUGAGACACCUUACCUAUUUUUACUGAGUUUAGAGUUUCAACUGGAUCUGGAGCUUUGGCAAGGAAAAGAGAAGGUGUCUGUUUCCCACCCCUUGAAAAUGUGCCAUCUUUGCUGCAGCGUUAGUCAGGUGGAAAGUAGCAGGCUGUGUUUUGUCAAGUUAACAGCAUACUUAAUAUAAUUUAGCAUUCUCUGCACGUGUGACAGGUUUUUAAUGAGGUGAUGAUGUACCAAACAGGAUUUGUCACUGAGCCUUAAAAUGAACAUCACAGUUCUUCUAAUAAAAAGUGCUAAGUAAAUAGCAGGAUUUAUUUCCUACCUAUAUCAUUUUAUCAAUAUGUAUGUUUGUGGAAAUAGCUGGGAGCUUUGGAUCAGUCUUGGGGAAAUAUCUUGUCAUCCUGCUAACAGUAGGUGAUCUCUCUGUUUUGGGGUAACUUUAAAGGUAUUGGUAGAAGCAUGGAAGUGCAGCAGCUCUUUUGGAGCUGGGCAUGGCAUAGGUGCACAUUGUGUAAGCUUCAUUAUGUAGCUUCAAUGCCACGUCUUAGUCUGAAUCAACAUCUCGCCAUCCCUGUUCCUUGGCAGAAACAGGAAAAAAAUAGCUGCUUUUGCAGCCAAAAGCCUGGCUUUGCAUCAGCUGUGGUCUUACGUUGCAGGUGUUAGGAGGGGAGAUGAGGUGGGGUGGGGGACACACUUCAAGUUCACACCCUCAUCAGGUGUGAAGAGUCUUCUGGAAGUGACUACCUGUGGGACUGUUACACCAUUUCCCUCUUCUGUAACCCCUCUGUGGACACGCAGCUGCUGAGAAAGUUACUGUUGUGAUAAGAUGGUGAGGUGUUGCAGACAAUCAAGGAGUGUGCAAGUCGUAGUGGGAGAAAACAAGCUCAGAAAGAAUGAGGACAGUGGGCAGCCAGGGUGGGAAGGAAGAAAUCUAACAGUACGGUUGUAUUGACUGGGGAGGUGGGUUACAUAAACUGAUACUUAUUCAGGGCAGUAUUUCAUAUGGAAGUUGUCAAAACUUGAUCUCAAACUCUUUACUCUUUCACACCGUUCUUGAAUCUCCAGGAGGGAUGUAUGAGAUUUGUACAGCUUCCUUCUGUCAGUUCCUUGCUCACUACCAGUUCUCCAGUGCCUCUGGAUCAACCUUUGAAUGAGAAUUUCUGCUUUUGACAGUCCUGAGUAGGGGCUUGGUGCCCUCUUUGCUCAAAUUUAGCUGCUACACUGAAGGUAUUUUGUUUUAACGCUACUUCAUCCUUAGCUUCUUAUUUUAAUGAAAUGGAAGUUUUUCUUGCCGUCGUUGAUCACCAUAAAAAGUAGAUCUCUCUCCUAAAAAAAAUAAAUACAUGAAUAUUGUAUCCUGUUUUUUCAAGCAGGCUGUUCUGUAAUGGCCUGUGCCAUUUACAAGGCUGGAAAUAAUAAAAAUGCAGUGCCUUACUGUGCACUCAGGGAAGCCGUACAGUUUUUUAAUCCUAGAAGGCUGUUCAAAAUGUGUUGUGGUAGAAAUGAAGAUUUCCUGCCACUGGUUGGAAAAAUGGAGACAAGUUACUCAAGGAGAUGGACAAGGUCUUGCUUAAAUUCCAAGAUAAAAUUGGCUUUUCCGUCUGCUAUUUGCCUGUCUAACAUCAGUCUUCUGAAGAAUUCAAACCGUCAGUGAACAGAAAUGGCUUUGCUACAGGUAUGAAAAGACUUAAUCCUCAUUAUGAACAGAGUUUAAAGCAAAUUUAAGAAAUGGUUUUAACUCCCAGUUGUAGUAAUUUUAAAGAAAGAUGAACCAAAAAUAGACUUUAUUGAGGGUUAAAUUGUAGUCUGCUGUUGACUCAGAUUAAGCAUUGUUUUUCGUUGCCUCGAGAAAUUGACUGUGGUGUUGAUCAAGUGUAAAAUAAAAAAUUCCCCCCUCUCCAGCCAUUAGAUGUUCAAACGGGUGGGAAGCCAGAUCAGUGAACGAACUUCCAGUGGCUUUUUGAUAGUAUACUCACUGAAAGGUUUUGAUAGAGGCUUUUUCCUAGGAUGAAUGCUAAUAAAAGAAUUUGUCUUUUUUA
Messenger RNA from Falco peregrinus (peregrine falcon), 4666 nucleotides. It is a transcript of the gene SUDS3, whose product is annotated as SDS3 homolog, SIN3A corepressor complex component. Gene Ontology annotation, cellular component: Sin3-type complex. The record is from RefSeq and is a predicted model, not a curated record. NCBI's taxonomy places the organism in Eukaryota, Metazoa, Chordata, Aves, Falconiformes, Falconidae. The transcript is spliced from 12 exons. Gene Ontology annotation, biological process: negative regulation of transcription by RNA polymerase II. Bases 90 to 1100 code for a protein of 336 amino acids. Gene Ontology annotation, molecular function: histone deacetylase binding.